UGAUCUCCUUCCAUAUCUUGCAGGAGAUUGGAAGGCGAACCGGGCUCGGUCUCCUGGUUUUUCUAGCAUUCCCUCUGCCCCAAAACCCUAGACUCUCACUGAGACUUCCCUUCUACUUUCUAAUUUUCACUCAAGGUGAGUCAGAAACACAGGGAGCAUACCAUGGCAGAGGACGACAUGUACACAAAAGAUGGGACAAUGAAUAUCCACAACAAACCUGCUAAUAAGAAGAAAACUGGACAAUGGAAGGCUUGCCGCUUUAUCCUUGGGAAUGAAUGUUGUGAGAGGUUGGCAUACUAUGGGAUGAGUACCAAUCUGGUUAACUACCUCCAGAUACGUCUCAACCAGGGAAAUGUGACUGCCUCAAACAAUGUCACAAAUUGGUCAGGGACUUGCUAUAUCACCCCAUUGAUAGGAGCAUUUUUGGCUGAUGCAUAUUUCGGAAGAUUUUGGAUAAUUGCCAUUUUCUCAAUCAUCUAUUUCUGUGGAAUGGUGUUGUUAACCAUGACUGCUUCUAUUAAAGGACUAAGGCCAUCAUGCGAUGAUAAUGGUUGUGACCCAACUAAAUUACAAAGUGCAGUAUGCUUCAUAGCACUAUACUUAAUUGCUCUUGGAACGGGUGGAAUCAAGCCAUGCGUCUCAUCCUUUGGUGCUGAUCAAUUUGAUGUGAAUGAUGAGGCUGAGAAGAAGAAGAAGAGCUCUUUCUUCAAUUGGUUUUACCUUUCCAUAAACGUUGGAGCGCUUAUAGCUUCCUCAGUUUUGGUCUGGAUACAAAUGAAUGUGGGUUGGGGUUGGGGGUUUGGGAUCCCUGCAGUUGCAAUGGCCAUUGCAGUUGUGUCUUUCUUUUCAGGUAGCAGGAUGUACCGGCUUCAAAAACCUGGAGGGAGUCCUCUAACGCGAAUUUGCCAGGUUCUGGUUGCAUCCACAAGGAAAUAUCAUGUGAAAGUUCCCAAUGAUAAGUCUCUUCUUUACGAGACUAAAGAUGCAGAAAGUAAUAUUAAAGGAAGUUGCAAACUUGAACACACUGAAAAAUUGAGAUUUUUUGACAAGGCUGCUGUAGAGGUUGAAAGCGACCAUGUGAAGAGCUCGAAUAACCCAUGGAAACUCUGCACAGUGACCCAAGUUGAAGAGCUCAAGUCCAUCCUUCGGUUGCUCCCAGUAUGGGCAACUGGAAUACUCUUUUCAACUGUCUAUAGUCAAAUGAGUACUAUGUUUGUUUUGCAAGGCAACACCAUGGACCAACACAUGGGCCCCAACUUCAAGAUUCCAUCAGCAUCCCUCUCUCUCUUUGACACUCUCAGUGUUAUCUUUUGGGCACCCGUUUAUGAUCGAAUCAUUGUUCCAUUUGCUAGGAAGUUCACAGGCCAUGAACGGGGAUUCACUCAGCUGCAACGAAUGGGUAUUGGGCUUGUUAUUUCCAUUAUUUCCAUGAUUGUUGCUGGGAUUUUGGAGGUUAUUCGGCUCAACUAUGUGAGGAAGCAUAACUACUAUGAUCUUGAGUACAUCCCCAUGUCAAUAUUUUGGCAAGUCCCACAGUAUUUCUUGAUUGGUUGUGCAGAAGUUUUUACCUUCAUUGGACAAUUGGAGUUUUACUAUGACCAAGCGCCCGAUGCCACGAGAAGUUUGUGCUCGGCUCUGUCACUCACAACUAAUGCAUUGGGAAAUUAUUUAAGUACUCUGCUAGUUACAAUUGUGAAUAAAGUGACUACAAGAAAUGGGAAGAUGGGGUGGAUUCCAGAUAAUAUGAAUAGGGGUCAUCUGGACUAUUUCUAUUGGCUAUUGGCCAUUCUUAGCCUGCUCAACUUCCUUGUGUAUCUUUGGAUCGCAAAAUGGUAUACUUACAAGAAGGUGACUGGCCGUCCUGGCUGACACACAUCGAGCAGUGUAAUUGGGUUGUUAUUUAUUCUAUAUCCUUUAUAUGGUUGUGGGCAUGGUGUUUCAACUUCAAGAUUUAAUUUUCUUUUCCUUGAAUAUUAUUGAAGUUCUUGUAAGUAUUGUGUUUGAGUCUUGAUUAUAAAGUAUUUGUCAAUUUCCUAGUUUCGAUGUUCUUAA
Messenger RNA from Vitis riparia (riverbank grape), 2052 nucleotides. Its product is annotated as protein NRT1/ PTR FAMILY 8.1-like. NCBI's taxonomy places the organism in Eukaryota, Viridiplantae, Streptophyta, Magnoliopsida, Vitales, Vitaceae. Gene Ontology annotation, molecular function: tripeptide transmembrane transporter activity. The transcript is spliced from 5 exons. Gene Ontology annotation, biological process: transmembrane transport; oligopeptide transport. Gene Ontology annotation, cellular component: membrane. The coding region runs from base 163 to 1869 and encodes 568 amino acids. The record is from RefSeq and is a predicted model, not a curated record.